Messenger RNA from Orbicella faveolata, 4290 nucleotides. RefSeq lists its product as uncharacterized. The record is from RefSeq and is a predicted model, not a curated record. Gene Ontology annotation, cellular component: nucleus; cytoplasm. NCBI's taxonomy places the organism in Eukaryota, Metazoa, Cnidaria, Anthozoa, Scleractinia, Merulinidae. Gene Ontology annotation, molecular function: non-membrane spanning protein tyrosine phosphatase activity; protein kinase binding. Gene Ontology annotation, biological process: negative regulation of receptor signaling pathway via JAK-STAT; peptidyl-tyrosine dephosphorylation; negative regulation of ERK1 and ERK2 cascade.
UUAAUAUGGCAGCGACUCAACUGGGAAGCCAGUCAGAAAGCUGGAGCCCUGACAGCAGCAAGACUUCCUGAAAACAGACAACUUAAUCGGUACAGAGAUGUUUUGCCAUAUGACCACAGUCGCAUCAUUUUAAACGAAGGAUCCCCAGACUAUAUAAAUGCCAAUCUUGUUGAGAUUACAAGGCUGAACAAAAAGUAUAUUCUUACUCAGGGACCCUUACCUCAUACUGCUAAGCACUUUUGGCAGAUGAUAUGGGAGCAAAAGACUGAAGCAGUUAUAAUGUUAAACAGAGUUGUUGAGAAAAAUCAGAUUAAGUGUUACCAGUACUGGCCCUGUGGGGAAGAAUAUGGACAUGUCAGUCAUCUUGAGUUUGGUAAUUUCAGAAUCCAUUACCUUCAGGAAUUGCGGAGUGAAUACUUUACCAUCAGAUCACUGGAACUAGAAAAUAUUUUGGUUAGUAGUUGUAAAAUUAUCCUUAUUUGCACUCUCAUUCAUAUGGUUAACUGUGCUUAUUGCGUGUUUCAUACCACUGAAAUUAUUGAGGGAAUAAACUUAUUCUUAUACGAAGUGAGAGCUUUUUUUUUUUUGUAUUUAAGUGCUGGCAUAGGGAGAUCAGGAACAUUUGUAAUGGUGGAUUCCAUUCUGACAGAGGUUGAAGGUAUGGGGGACAUGGAUCAAAUUGACAUCAAAGCCAUGCUUUUAGAGAUACGUCAAUACAGAGUGGGUCUUAUCCAAACACCAGAUCAGCUUCGCUUCACAUAUUUGGCAAUUCUAGAAGGUGUACGAGUUCUCAUGCCAGAUGUUUAUCAGAGAGCAGAGAACUGCCACACUCACUUACAGACCAGUGCUGAAAGUGGAGGCCACAACAGUAAAGCGGUUGCAGUUGAAAGGGAUAAAAAAGACCAAGAGGAAGAAGAGGAGACACCUCCUCCAUUACCACCACGGCAAAGGCCUGAGGUCACUGAUGCGCCAGUGACCAAGAAAAGCCGCCCAAAUAAUGAUGAGCCAGAAUCACAACAAGAAUUAUUCUCAGACAGCAGUGAAGGGUCAGAGGAAAUCAUCAACUUGUCUUCAUUAUCAGACUCAGAACCUGAGGAUGGGCUCAUCCCAAAAGAAGAUCGAGACAACAAAGUUUUUGAGGAAACACAUCUGGGAAAUAACAGCUUGAAGGAAAAGAAUGAACCCUCCUCUGUGCAAACUCAGUUACAGCAAACAAAGAAAGUGCCUCAACCUGAAAAUGAAGGGCCUUCACAUACAAGUGAAACUCUUCAACCAACAGAUGAAGAAGAGUUGCAACAUACAGAGGAAGGCCCUCGAAUAACAAACGAAGGUUGUCAACGUACAGAGGAAAGUGGUCCCCAGUCAGAGCAUGAAGGGUGUUGUAAGACCGAAAAAGGCUUCCAAUCAACAGAUGAUAGGACUAAACAAACAAAGGAACACCUUCAGCCAACAGAUGGAGAGGGAAUAAAAGAGAAAGACAGUAUAACUCAAAUACGCAAGCGAAGACGGGAUGAACGUAAGCAAAAGAUAACAGAGCUUGUGGAAAACAUAAAGAAGAAUGUUAAACGAGAGGAAGAUGCAAAAGUGUGGAGGUCCAGACUGAAAAACACUUUUAUUGUGGUAGCAGUAUGUUCAGUGGCUUACUUUACAUUCAGAUACUUUACCAGUGGGUAACAAGUAUCAGUUUUCUAACAAAUGUCAUUCAUGUGUUAAUGAUUGCAGAUUGUUUGAUACUUUAGUUAGUUGAUACUAUUUGAAGAACAGUUUGGGCUUUUACCUCUCUAACACUUUGAAACUAGCUACCACUGACAGUGGUGCACAACUAAACGAGGACCUAAAAUCCUUGCAGUUUUUAAGCUGUCAGCAAGGUUCAUAUUUUAACCCCCAAACUUUUUUUUUGGAAAAUUCCUACAUGUUUAAACUUAGAAUCUAUCAUUAUUAUGUUGUCAACAUGAUUAAAUGUUACUACUUGAAUCUUUACUGCUAAGCUAAUGUUUCUCUUGGAUACCCAUUCAAUAUUAGCACUGAUAGGUCCUUAACGUGAACAUUAUUUCGAUGAUAAAAACAUCAAAGAGAAAAUGAGUUUGAGAGGUAGCACAUGAAAAUAAAUAUUUUACGAUUAACCUUGCUACAACCAGUGGUGGAAUCAGGUAUGAAUAAAACUAGUAACAACAGCAAUAGUUACGGUUCAUUUGAUAUACAUAUAAAUUAUAUAAACGAGUUUAUUUGCAGAAAUGUUUUCAGAGUGCUGUAUAGUACACUAGAGCAUGAUUAUGACAGAUGACCAACUGAUCAACUGUAGAUUUGACUUGGCAUUUUAUUACCAUUAGGUUUGUACAGCACAACUUGUGUGCAGCAAAUUACGUUGGCAAUGUAAAAACUUAGUGUACAUUCUUACCUUAUAUAUAAUUUAGAUAAAAUAAAAUCUUUUCGUGGGUAAUAUCUUCGAAUGCAAACAAAUUUGGGUUGCAAAAAGUACUCAUGUUGUUGAUUUGAGUUCUGAAUUAAAGCAAACCCAGGUCUUAAUUUUUGAGAUUCCGAGGGGGUCUUAGGUCCUCAUUUUUGAGAUUCCAAGGGGGUCCUAGGUCUUAAUUUUUGAGAUUCCGACGGGGUCUUAGGUCCUCAUUUUUGAGAUUCCGAGGGGGUCCUAGGUCUUAAUUUUUGAGAUUCUGAGGGGGUCUUAGGUCUUCGUUUUUGAGAUUUGGCGGGGACCUUAGGUCUUAGAUCUUAGGUCUUGGGUCUUUAUUUUUGAGACGCCCAUUUUUUCAUGUACAGAGUCUACACUGACACUUGUUGUAACCAUUUUUAUAUGUAACCCUGAUUUCACCACAAUCAAGGUUAAUCUGAAACAAAAAUUACUUUUAUUUGGUGCCUCUUUAACUCACUUUUUUUUGUUGAAUAGUUGUUUUAUGAGCAAAUUGACUGAAUUCCUUUAGGUGCACCUCAUAAGUACUCUUUGUUUAUAUGUUCACUGGUUUUGUAAGUUUAAUGGCUCAGUUAUUACAGAUUUCCUAGUUUUUUAUAAAUAUGACCACGACUACGAUUAUGAAAAUUACAAGGCUUUUGGAUUAUUUUAACUUCAUGCUGCAAGAUGUGAAUGAAAUUCUGCUGUGAGUGGUGUAACAUGAUUGAUGAUGUCAGCCAUUGAAAAGGUAAUUUGAAAGCCAGUGUAUGAGUAAGCACAAAAUAUAAGCAGUUUAUCUAGAAAAGAAUCAUUUUCAAACAGUCUAACUUUUUGUCUGUGUUGGGUUAUUUUUAAUGUUUUCUUGUUCCUGGUAGUGCUUUAUGGUUUAUUUGAACUUGAUGUCUGUGUUAUUAAAAUACUAAGCGUAGCUUUCUGGUUCUUCUUGGUACCAGGUCAGAAAAGUCAGCUGACCAUCUUUUUGAACACAUGUGAUCUGGUAACAAUUUUGCUUGUUCCGAUACAAUUUUUUUUUAUUAAGUACCUAAAAACAAUGAAUAUGAUAAAUAAAUGCAUAAUGUUUACUCUGCUAAUUACUGAUUAGUAUGAGGAACAUUUGCAUUUAAGACCGAAAUCGGUCAAAAAUUUGUUCUAUGGUUUUGGGGUUUUGGGAGAGCAAGCCCCUAGGGUCUUUACGACCUUACCGAUGGGAGUUCGGUAAUUAAUAAACGCGUGCUAUUAGAUCAGGGUUCACAAUGCGAUUGUUUUCUAAUAGUCAUUAAUUAUUAUAAUUUGCUAUAACCGGUAGUUAUUUAUUAUUACCAUUGAUAUUAUUGUAUUUGUAUUUUGUGGGUGCCAUACAACAUACACCACCCACAGCAGACUGUCAUGCACAUCUCACAGUCCUUAGUAGAUUGACAUUCGUAUACAGAACACUAAAAAAAGAAGUUGUGUCAUUUGUUAGCCAUAGAUUAACAUGUCCAGCAGGCCAGAGUCAAAGAAAUUUGACUUUUCCGUACCCACACAAGGUUAAUGAUUCAGGUUUUCUCUGGCACCACGAAAGAAGCUAGGCAAUUUGUGUUUUGUCAAAGAUGAGGGGAUUGCAAGUGGCCCUGCUGGUUCAUAGAACAUUGAAUAAUGCCAUCAUUUGCUUAAGCUGAUUCCUUAGUAUUGCAUUGUGCAUCCCUACUGUGCAAGAUUUUUGCGUCAUUAGCGCGCACACAUGAGCGCGUGCGCGUACAAAACGUAAGAGAUUUCUCUCAAACUAAGCUCGAUCGCGAAUUAGAUGCUCCUUUUUUGUUAAACGAGUACAGUGACCCCCACUUUUUAUUUCAUAAUUUCAAUAUCCUCAAUAACUAAACAAUAUCCUCAAUAACUGAGAAAAAAAA